GCAUUUUAGAAGCAAGCGUUUACUGUAGAAACAAAAACUAUAAACCCGAGCGUCUAUAUUGCGAUGAUGGCUGCUGCGGUUCCUGGCCCUAUGAAACGUGUUGCGAUGAGACCUAUUGGUACGGCUGGGCAGUGGUGGGUGGGGUAAUUGCUGCUAUAUUUAUCAUCGGUUUGAGUAUAUGUGGCGUCUGCUUACUUAUCAAGGUUAGAGGCAAGAAGGGUCGAUUGAUAAAUCCCUCCCAAAGUCAGAACCAUAUGUUGCCUGUUUAUGCUUCGACAAUCUCUCAAACGACACCAUAUCCAGUAGGCCAUGGUCACGUUACGACAAUCAUACAAAAUCCUUUAAUACUACCGGAAUUACCGCCGUCCUAUCAAACUUUAUAUGGACAUCAGCAUGACCAACAACAAUAUUGGCAGCAGCAACAAGAUCAACACCACCAUCACCACCAACAACAACAACCACCGAUUUUUCUACAUGAACGUCUUCCUCCGAUUCCGAUUGGCCUACGAGGCCAAGGAUAUACUCAAAUGUGAAACUAAUAACUGAACGUUUUCAUUGUUACAUUUUUUGGUUAUGCAAUGCCAGUUUCACCUGAUUUUGAGAUAUUUUAAAAUGUCAUUUUUUUGGUAUCAGAUGGUCUUUCGACAAAAAGUUAAAAUCAUCGUUCAGCAUUAAAUAUAUGCAUACACGUAUAUGCAUAACUUUAAAAGCGUUAAUUUUAAA
Ruditapes philippinarum (Manila clam) is the source of this 723-nucleotide messenger RNA. RefSeq lists its product as uncharacterized. NCBI's taxonomy places the organism in Eukaryota, Metazoa, Mollusca, Bivalvia, Venerida, Veneridae. The record is from RefSeq and is a predicted model, not a curated record.